GAGUUGUAGUCUUUGUGAUUAACACCCAUGUCCGAGCUGUGGCAGCGGUCGUCCAGUCCUGUAGAAACAUGGAGCGAUGCUGAGGGCGGUAACGAACACGGAGAAUGGCCAGUCGGUGGCGUCAUCGGCGAAGAGGUAGACUGUUUUGGAAAUGUAAAAUACGAGGUGAAUACAACGUCUCGCCCAUGUAUCCUCGUUCCUCAUCUGGUCAAACAGGUAGAAUGGCUCAAGUGGUCGCGAGAGGACGGAUCGAACACGACUUGGAUGGACGGCCUGGCAGACACGCCCAAUCUUAUCAACCGCUGGAAAAGGGAACAGAGAAAGAAAAGAGCGAUCCUCGCAGAGGAAAGCGUCGACAUCGGCAUCACCUGGGGACCAGACACCAUGAUCCACAAUGAAAACACCGAACUCGGAGCCCAAGCAUUCGAGGAGAAGAAACGAAAAAGCAAAGAAAGGAUCUCAAGAGCCGCCGUCGCUCUAUGGGACUCUGAGAUCGAGGCCGUGGGGCGACGCGUUGAGGAGUUUGCAAGAUCAGGGAGUCAUGGUCAUCUCAGUACCCAUCGCCUUCGAGCCAGCACGAUCGGAAAGGGAAAGGCGUCGCCUGUCGUCACUCCCAUCCGCACCCGUCGACAUUCUCCCGCAAUGUCCUCCUCCACUCGCAUAAAGCCGAGUUCUACGACCACUGUAGCCUCCUACGACUCUAGGAGGAACGCGGCUUCCUUUUCAUCUUCAUCCACCCUCGCCGCUAUGAUGUCCGAGUCCCCAUCGGCGGGUCGUUCUGCUUUUGCAAGAGACAUCUCGACUCGGAUGAAGAAUUUCUCAGGAUCUUCAUCCGUCGUACCCCAGGUCCGUGCCGUCGCUACUACUAAUACAUAUAUCAAGAAACCUCCUACUCGUUCUUCACUUGAAAAAGCAUGGAAUAAGGUCACAGGAAAGGCUUAUGCAGCCACGGUCGAGAUAGUCAACGACAUCGAUGACGAACAAAUACCUCCCGUAGGACAGUUCAAAUAUGUCGAAAAUAAAUACAUGUACAGCGAUGAUGACCUGAAAGACAUCGCAACAGCUGAUAUCGGUCAUUUCCUCAUGUGUGACUGUCACGAAUGCACAGAUGCCUCGGAAUGUCACUGCCAAGUCGUAUCCGAUCUAACGGACCCUUCAGGAAAGAAGAUCUUUGCGUACAAAGAGGGAUUAUUCACGUUUAAUGUUCCGUCAGGAGUAGAAGUCAUCGAAUGCAACAACAGGUGCAACUGCGAUGUGUUCACUUGCAAAAAUCGAGUCGCACAAAAACCUCGCGAUGUUCCUAUAGAGGUAUUCAAGACGAGGAAUACUGGCUGGGGCGCGCGCGCCGUCGUGCCCGUAGAAGCAGGGAAAGUUCUAGGAAUUUACACUGGGACAUUGACUCGCAGGGAAGAUGUGGAAAACUUGCCAGAAAGCCACAUGGGAUACUUGUUCGACUUGGACUGCACCGAGUCGGAGGACGAUAAUGACACGGGCGAUAAAUACUCUGUCGACUCUUACGAGUGCGGAAACUGGACUCGCUUUAUCAACCACUCGUGUAAUCCAAAUUUAUCCGUAUACGCAGUCGUAUACGACACCGUCCGUGGCAUGAAUAUCCCCUACUUGGCGUUCGCCGCGAUAAAGGAUAUACCUGCAAGAGCAGAAUUGACGAUCAACUACUAUCCCGCCGCAGAGAUGGAUGACGACACACUGAUGCAGAAAGGUUCUCAAUGCAUGUGUGGUUCUCCAGGAUGUCGGGGAUGGGUGAUUUGAAGUGUGUGGCGGGUGUAUAGGAUCAAAGAUUCAGCUUAUUCAUUGUAACAUUAUCCGCACUCUCCAUUUGUAACGACUUCAUUGCUGGUGUCGAGUUGUAAAGCAGCUUAUGACCACCAUGAUACCAGCUCUUUGAUGUUUUGAUACCGGCGGAUUUUCUCCAUGAGUUCUUAUGCAGUGUAUACAUACAGAUGAACCAGCGGUCAUCAU
Molecule: messenger RNA, 1980 nt
Organism: Serpula lacrymans var. lacrymans S7.9
Lineage: Eukaryota; Fungi; Basidiomycota; Agaricomycetes; Boletales; Serpulaceae
Exons: 11
Coding region: 28-1770 (580 amino acids)
Cellular component (GO): nucleus
Molecular function (GO): zinc ion binding; histone methyltransferase activity; protein binding
Source: RefSeq, a predicted model, not a curated record